Messenger RNA from Neopsephotus bourkii (Bourke's parrot), 2029 nucleotides. RefSeq names its product growth differentiation factor 7 (gene GDF7). Gene Ontology annotation, molecular function: cytokine activity; growth factor activity. The coding region runs from base 79 to 1326 and encodes 415 amino acids. The transcript is spliced from 2 exons. NCBI's taxonomy places the organism in Eukaryota, Metazoa, Chordata, Aves, Psittaciformes, Psittacidae. The record is from RefSeq and is a predicted model, not a curated record. Gene Ontology annotation, biological process: SMAD protein signal transduction; BMP signaling pathway. Gene Ontology annotation, cellular component: extracellular region.
CGAAGACGAUGUUCAAAAGCGGGCGGGGAGCGGCGGCGGCAGCAGCACAGCGCCGAGCACCGGCACCGGGCCGCCGCCAUGCGCCUCCGCGCCGCCACUGCCCUCUGCCUCUGCCUGCUGGGCGCCUGCCGCCUCCGCCGCGGGCUGGAGGCCGCCGCUGUGCGCGGACCGUCGGCGGCCGCUCCCCAGCGACCCUCGGCAGCCGCGCCUUCCUCCGCCUCCUCCUCCUCCUCCACCGCCGCCUCCCCCUUCUCCUCCCUGCCGCGGAGGGACAGGGCUCUCCGCAACGGCACUGUGGUGCCGCACCACUACAUGGUGGCCCUCUACCAACGUCUGGCCGCCCGCCGUGUCCCCGGCCGCCGCGCCGACACGGUGACGGGCUUCGCGGAGCGGACGCGCAGCGAUGCCUCCCCAGCAACUCUCGGGCAGCGAUACCUCUUCGACAUCUCCAGCUUGCCCGACACAGAGGAGGUGACGGGUGCGGAGCUGCGGAUCCUGCGCGCCCUCCCCGAAAACCGGAGCUUGGCCCUGUCCCCCGAAGGCACGUUCCACCACCUCCUCCUGUUCACCUGCCCGAGCCAAGACGGUGAGGAGCCCCGGCUGCUGGACUCCAGGGCUGCAGACAUUGUGGACACGGGCUUCUCCAGAUGGGAGGUGUUUGAUGUCUGGGAAGCGCUGCGGGAUUGGAGGGAGAGGUCUCUCUCGGGCAAGCUGCUGUGCUUCCUGCUGAGGAUCGUCUCGGAUCAGUCGGGGCGGCUCCUGCCCCCCCGGCAGCUGGGAUUCAGCAAGCCCCGGCCACAGCCUCACGAGAGAGCCCUGCUCGUGGCCUUCUCCCGCACCCAGAGGAAGGAGAACCUCUUCAAGGAGAUCCGGGAUAAGAUUAAGGCCCUGGGCAGCCCCAUCUUCUUGGAGCCCCCCGAUCCCGACCAGGAGGCGUUCCCGAAGCGGAGGAAGAGACGGACCACCGUCGCCGCCCGGACGGGGGGCAGAGGCCACGGGAAGAAGGCGAAGACCCGCUGCAGCAGGAAGCCCCUGCAUGUGAACUUCAAGGAGCUGGGCUGGGACGACUGGAUAAUUGCCCCCCUGGAUUACGAGGCGUAUCACUGCGAGGGGAUCUGCGACUUCCCCCUGCGCUCCCAUCUGGAGCCCACCAACCACGCCAUCAUCCAGACCCUGAUGAACUCCAUGGAUCCGGAGUCCACCCCCCCCAGCUGCUGCGUGCCCUCCAAGCUCAGCCCCAUCAGCAUCCUCUACAUAGACUCUGGGAACAAUGUGGUUUACAAACAGUACGAGGACAUGGUCGUGGAGACGUGUGGCUGCAGGUAGCAAUUUCUGCAGCUCUCCCCCUCCCCUCCCUGACAAGCCCAGAGUAGUCCAGCAGCCUUACCCCAUUUUAUAUAUAUAAAUGCAAAUAUAUAUAUAUUAAAAAUAUAUAUAUACACACAUGCACACUUUGGUGUGUGCCUUUCCAAAAGCCAAGCUCAGAGCAGGUGUCCCCUGCCUUCGUGGGGCUGUCCCAGCCGUGAGCCUGGAAGAUAUGGGAGAUGCCUUCCCCCAGACAGCGAGGCUGUAGCUUGUUCUGCCCCGGGCCCUCCCAAAGACAGUGUGACUCCCACCACCCCUGCUGGGUUUCCCGGGCUCAGCCAGAGGUGAUAACGCUGUGGUGGGAGGCAGGGCUCCCGGCCUGGAGCUCCUGCCAUCUCUGUGCCUUGCCUUCUCCCACCAGGCGGGGAGCAGAGCCCCUGGGAAUGCCUUCUCAGCCUCCGAGCUCUUCCUGGUCCACUCCACUUGCUCAAGCUGAGCUGACACUUAUUUCCCACAGGAUUUGGAAAACAUCUGGCUAAAAUUGUCUCAGUGUGGGGGGAUAACCUGGGAGGGGAUGGAGUGGUGACUGCAGCAAUGGGGCCAGGCCAGCAUCACCCUCUGGCUGUGGAGGUGGGGUGGAAGUAAGUUUGGAAUACUUUUAUCUGCGUUAAAGGAGUUUUUCUGGCUUCCUUCACAUCACUGCCCUGGGUUUGCAGGGGAAACA